This is a messenger RNA of Aphis gossypii (cotton aphid), 930 nucleotides long. RefSeq lists its product as uncharacterized. The transcript has a single exon. Bases 1 to 930 code for a protein of 309 amino acids. Lineage: Eukaryota; Metazoa; Arthropoda; Insecta; Hemiptera; Aphididae. The record is from RefSeq and is a predicted model, not a curated record.
AUGUUGAGAGUUCAAUCCCAUGAAGAUGAAUCUCUCCUUCGAACAAUUGAUGAGUAUUAUAUUCAUUUAAGUGAGAAUAAUGUAAGUACUACUGGUAUUAAAGAAAAGUGUGUUUGGUUAGAUGUCAAAGAUUUUAGUCUAUACGACCAAGUUGGAGUUGAUGUAAUGCAUGAUGUUCUUGAAGGUUGUGCCAAGUAUAUAAUGGGUUUUAUUAUAUAUUACUAUGUUAUUGAAUUGAAACUAUUUUCCCUACAAGUGUUGAAUGAAAGACUUUUUGGUUUUGAUUUUGGACCUGAACGUAAUAAACCUUGUGCUUUAAGUAUGGAACAUAUUAGUCAAGGGAAUGUUCGACAAUCUGCUUCUGAAAUGUUAAUAUUAGUUAGGUAUUUUGGUUUAAUUAUUGGUGAUUUUAUACCUGCUGAAGAACCAGUUUGGACUCUGUAUAUAACCUUGCGUAAAGUUAUAGAUAUUUUGUUGUCAUCACUAGUUGAAGAACAAAGUAUUUUUUUACUAAAAACUUUAGUUGGAGAACUGAAUGAGCUUUAUUUAAAAUAUAGUAAAAAAUCUCUUAAACCUAAAUUUCACUUUUUACUUCAUUAUCCCUUACUAAUCAAAAAGUUUGGUCCUGUAGGUAAUUUUUGGUCUAUGAGAUUUGAAGCCAAACAUAGGAUCUCUAAAAUUGCAGCUAGAUCAUCUUUUAAUCGACGUAACAUUUGCUUAACAUUAGCAAUUAAACAUCAGUUACAACUGAAUAAUAUAUUUGGCAAGGGUAAAUUAUGUUCAAAUGUAGUUGUAGGUCCUUGUAAGUCAUUAUGUCCAAUCAAAUCUCAUGCUAUAAAAAAUGAACUCAAUCUGGAUCUCGAUAAAUCUUUAUUUUGUGUUAGUUGGGCAACAGUUAAAGGUGUACGUUUAAAACAAAACACAUAUUAA